AUGCACCACAAGGAUAUGGUCAGAUUUUGUCGACAACUAUUUCUUCAAAUGCCUUUCUUCAAUUUAUGCAAGAUCCUAACUCCACAAGUACCAGUUAUGCAUUUUUCUCUUCCACAGCAAUCAGAACCUUUAGUACAUGAACAUCCAGGAAUACAAGUGAUGGUUAUUACAAUGGUAGAGGGAAU
Racocetra persica is the source of this 185-nucleotide messenger RNA. The record is from the annotation of a GenBank genome assembly. Lineage: Eukaryota; Fungi; Glomeromycota; Glomeromycetes; Diversisporales; Gigasporaceae.